This is a messenger RNA of Vanessa atalanta (red admiral), 750 nucleotides long. RefSeq lists its product as uncharacterized. The transcript has 2 exons. The record is from RefSeq and is a predicted model, not a curated record. Lineage: Eukaryota; Metazoa; Arthropoda; Insecta; Lepidoptera; Nymphalidae. Bases 13 to 750 code for a protein of 245 amino acids.
UCAGUUAUCACAAUGUUGAAAAAUACAUUCAGUUUUGUUGCUAUAUUUAUGGUAGUUUUGUGUUGUGAAGGAACGAUUGUAAGAUUUCCAAAUGAUCAGCCUAUUUUAGAAGAUCAGCAGGUUCUGAGGUUUGAAAAUGAACCACAUGAACAAUGGCAGACUCAUGUUAUGGAUUUUAUAAACUUGGUAGAUGUAGAUUCAGUGUUGAGCACCGUUGUAAGGUUUAUAGAUGACCCAGAAGUGAUGAAGUUUAUUGGAUUCCUUUUAAGCCCAAAGUUUAAGGAUAUGGUUUGGGAAUUUGAAAGUUUUGAAGAAUUUAAAGAGGCUUAUAUAUAUCUGGAAACUAAGGGCUAUGAUAUUAAAGAUGUAAUUGAUUACGUAAAUACAAUUUUCAAUUUACCUGAAUUUGAUAAACCCCAAAGGGUUUUGAGGGAGGCGGGUAAUGACGCGGGGGUUUCCGGAUUCAUUGCGGCUAUUGUUGGAAAAUUACCUCUGCAAGAAAUGGCAGAUCUAUUGAAGAGUAAAGUGGAAAACUACCCAGAAGUAGCAGAAUUCGUUGAAGUUAUUGAUUCUCCCGAGUUUGUGAAUAUUAUGCAAAGAAUGCUAAGUAGUGAGAAGUUUGGUGACUUUAAAUCGACAUUUGAAACUUACGGCGUAGAUUUCAAUUUCAUUUGUUUAAUAAUUAGCGAAGUAUUUGGUGAUGGAUCCGAUAAAAUUAUUUGCGGAAAUAAACAAGACAUAUAUAUGUAA